CUCUUGGUAGCUGUGGAAAAUGGCCACGAAGAAGUGGUCCGACGUUUGGUAGAGCAAGGCACAGACUGCAAUGCGGGGGCUAAAACAGGCAAGACCCCGCUGUGUGUUGCCGCGGAACAAGGCAAAACAAAUAUCCUUCGUAUCUUGCUCGAUCAUAAUGCUGUGGUCGACCUCUCUGACGCGGUGCUGUGGACCCCGCUAAUACACGCUGCUGCCGGUUGGCACCUGGACGCUGAGCAGCUAUUGAUCGAGCGGAAGGCGAAUGUCAACGCAUUGUCCAGGUACGAUCGGACAGCUUUGCACCAUACUGCGAGUACGGGGCAACUCCAUACGGCUCAAGUCCUUCUCGAUAGCGGAGCUGAGAUCGAUUUAGCGGACGUGAAUGGGCGAACUCCGUUGUGGGUAGCCUGCGAUGCUGAGAAGGAAGAGCUCAUUUGGCUUCUUGGAUAG
This is a messenger RNA of Phytophthora sojae, 450 nucleotides long. RefSeq lists its product as hypothetical. Gene Ontology annotation, molecular function: protein binding. NCBI's taxonomy places the organism in Eukaryota, Oomycota, Peronosporomycetes, Peronosporales, Peronosporaceae. The annotation marks the transcript as partial. The record is from RefSeq and is a predicted model, not a curated record. The transcript has a single exon.